AGGCACAAGAGGGACAGACAAGACGGAAAGCGCAUGCGUGGCAAAAACCAACCCCUUUGGCGUGAAAGCUGCGCAUGCGCUCUUCUUUUCCUCCGUGGAGCACGCAUGCGCGCCUCUCGAGGAGGGAAGAUUCAAACGUGCGGCGCAGGUGCGCGCGGCCUGAGGAGAGAAUGUGGCGGGUAGUCGUGGCCGUCGGGCUGGGCGCGGCGCUCGAGGCGCUGCUGGGCUGGCUGCUGAGGCGUCGGCGGCCGGCGGCCAGCGAGGUCAUCUUCUUCCCUUCGAGGGUGACGUGCACGGAGGAGCUGCUGGCCGGGGCGCCCUGCGCGUGCCCGCUGCCGCACGGCGAGAGCGCGCUGGGCCGCCUGCUGGUGCGCGUGCUGGCGGCGCGGCGCUCGCUCGAUCUCUGCCUCUUCGCCUUCUCCAGCCCGCAGCUCGGCCGCGCCGUCACCCUCCUGCACGGCCGCGGCGUCCGCGUCCGCCUCGUCGUCGAUGCCGAUUACAUGGCGCUGCGCGGCUCGCAGAUCGGCCCGCUGAGGAGAGCCGGGAUUCAGGUACGUCACGAUCAGGACAGUGGCUACAUGCACCAUAAGUUUGCCAUAGUGGACAAGAAGGUGCUGAUCACGGGCUCUUUGAACUGGACCACCCAAGCAAUCCAGACCAACAGAGAGAAUGUGCUGGUGGUAGAAGACCAGGCUUUGGUGAACAUCUUUCUAGCAGAAUUUGAAAAGAUUUGGGAAAACUACAAUCCUGCUAAUUAUACGUUUUUCUCUAAACAUGAGAAAACCGGGAUUGAAAAUGGAUAAAGUUAAUUCAGGGACAAAAAUAUACAGCGUGGCAAAAAAAGUAGUAGUUUGGGAGCAUUUGGUUCAAAAUUUCUCAUGUUGAGAAUGACAUAAUUAUUUUAAAAGAUAAGCAGCAAGUCGGGAAAUAACACAAGCAGUGUACUUUUUAAGUGUUUAGUAAAUUUACUUUCCAAGAAUUAGAACUUGAAAUAGGCUUUAUUAAGAAGGGAUAUAACGCUGCAUUAUUGCAGAACAGAAUGCAAAGAUGGAAUUGUAUGCUGAUCUUUAUAAGCACAUUUCCUGCAUAUGGGACGGGAAUAUUCUAAGAUGUUGCCUUUAACUUCUGUGCUUAUGUGGAAUCAGAUCUUGCAUCUGAAUUGAAAGAGAGAAAAGGCUCAGGAAGGCCCAAGAACAACUUUUAUUUUCCAAAAGACCAGUAAAGUUGGGAGUGCUGUUUCUGUUUCUGUUUCUUAUUUCUGUUAUGCGUUGCUUGUUUGAUUUGAAUCCUGGAACGUAAGAACUUGGCAGCAGAAUAUGGAGAGAGGCAGAACCGUUGCCCUGCAUGGUGUAUUGCACUAGAAGGCAACAUCCAGCCAUAAGUAUGAUCGCAAUUUAAAUAUUUCAGCUUAAAUAUUUCUCUAUGUCAGAGGACAUUAGGACUGGUGGAUUUAACUCUGUUACUUAAAAUUGUAUUACUGAUGAGAAAGAUUGCAAGAGAAUUCUUGGGAGAAAUAGAAGUAACUAUUAAUGCAUGAACACCUUGAAUAUGUUAUCAGGUCUUGUUUGUUUAGUUUUUUUUUUCAAUGAUUAAAGCUGUGGUUCCAGAGAGCAAGUGUGAAUGGAAUUAUUAUAAUAUUUUGGGACUCUAACACUUGAGUUAUGAAAUAGUUACCUCUAUCUCUAAGAGGGUCUGGAGUCGGGCAGUUUAAUCAAUAUUUUUAUUUUUGCUGUUUCCAUUUCUUUCUCUCAAUUUUUUUUUUGGCCAUGCUUGGAACAGUUCAGCAACAUAUACUCUGUUCCACUUAUCAGCAAUUGUUAGAUUUGUGGGGAAGCCAGCAUCAGGACCCAUGACUUGUAAUAAAAUCACACCUAAGGAGUAAUUCUGAAGGCCGCGUCAUCUCCAUCUACCAAAAAACCUUCAUUACAGCAUACCAAGGGUGGUGCAAAAAUAGUUUAUUACGAUAUAAUUUUAUGUAUAGUUAAGUAAUUAUAUUUACAAAAUCAUCAGCUACAUCCAUGGGAACCCUAGCAUGU
Molecule: messenger RNA, 2036 nt
Organism: Ahaetulla prasina
Lineage: Eukaryota; Metazoa; Chordata; Lepidosauria; Squamata; Colubridae
Gene: PLD6
Product: phospholipase D family member 6
Exons: 2
Coding region: 75-803 (242 amino acids)
Biological process (GO): piRNA processing
Cellular component (GO): mitochondrion
Molecular function (GO): RNA endonuclease activity producing 5'-phosphomonoesters, hydrolytic mechanism
Source: RefSeq, a predicted model, not a curated record